UACAAAGCAGUUUCAUAACCAGAAUCCAGUUUCUUUCAACAGGACACAAGCCCCGGUGUAAAGCUUCUUCAGUCUUUCGUAGAGGAUCUACACCUGCCGAAGUCAUGGGUUCCACCAACAGUGUCCUGUCUGAAGAUCAGCUCCAGUGCUCUAUCUGUCUGGAUGUGUUCACUGAUCCAGUCUCUACUCCAUGUGGACACAACUUCUGCAUGGUCUGUCUCAAAGAGUUCUGGGACAGCAGUGUGAACUACCAGUGUCCAGUUUGUAAGGAGGAAUUCUCCAAAAGGCCAGAGCUACGUGUGAACACGUUCAUCUCGGGACUGGCUGCUCAGUUCAAGGAGGCACUUCAGCUGAACUCCAGCAACACUGCAGGGCAACUCUUCUUUAAGUCGAAGAAGGUGCUGUGCGACUCCUGCACUGGCAAAAAGCUGGAGGCUGUAAAGUCCUGUCUGGACUGUGGAGUAUCUUACUGUGAGACUCAUCUGAUGCCUCACCAAACUGCAGCUAAACUCAAGAAACACCAACUGAUGGACCCUGUGGAGAACCUGGAGGACUACAUCUGCCAGAAACAUGAGAGACCCCUGGAGCUGUUCUGUAGAGACGACCAGACGUGUGUGUGUCAGUUCUGCACUGAGACAGACCACAAGACUCACAGCACUGUUCCUAUAGAGAAGGAGAGUCGGGCAAAGAAGGCUGAGUUGGGAGAGACACAAGCAAAAGUUCAACAGAUGAUCCAUGACCGACUGAAAAAGAUUGAGGAAAUCAAACACUCUGUAUACAUCAAUAAAAAAAGCACAGAGAAAGAGAUAGCAGAUAGUGUGGAGGUCUUCAGAGCUCUGGUGCGCUGCAUUGUGAGAAGCCAAGCUGAGCUGCUUGAGGUGAUGGAGAAGAAGCAGGAAACGGUAGAGAGGCAGGCUGAAGAGUUCAUUAAAGAGCUGGAGCAGGAAAUCACUGAGCUAAAGAGGAGAGGCACUGAGCUGGAGCAGCUUGCACAAUCAGAUGACCACAUCCACCUCCUACAGGUUUACCCAUCACUCUGCAGUCCUCUGCAGUCCAAGAACUGGAACAAUAUCAAUGUUAAUACAAAUCUGAGUGUGGACACUCUGAGGAGAGCUCUGUCUCAGCUUCAGGAAUCACUUGAUAAGAAAACAGAGAAUCUUGUUGAGAUUGAACUGAACAGAAUCCAGCAGUAUGCAGUGGAUGUGACUGUGGAUCCUGAUUCAGCUCAUCCUGCUCUAAUCUUGUCUGCUGAUGGGAAACAAGUGAGACACGGAGACUCACAACAAAAUCUACCUGAAAAUACCCGGAGGUUUGACAGCUCCCCCUGUGUUCUGGGAAAGGAAGGGUUCGCCUCCAGGAGAUUUUACUAUGAGGUUCAGGUCAAAAGAAAAACUAAGUGGGUUUUGGGAGUGACCAGAGAGUCCAGCAACAGGAAGGGAGAGAUUACAGCCAACCCUGAGGAUGGAUACUGGAGUAUUUGUCUGAGGAAUAAGACUGAAUAUGAGGCCCUGGACUCUCCCUCUGCCCUUCUCUCCUUGAAACAAGCCCCACAGAAGGUGGGGGUGUUUGUGGAUUAUGAGGAGGGAUUGGUCUCCUUCUAUGAUGUUGAGGCCAGGUCUCAUAUCUACUCUUUCACUGGUCAGUCUUUCACUGAGAAACUCUAUCCAUAUUUCAACCCCUGUUCCAAUGACGGACGCAAAAAUUUAGCACCACUGAUCAUCACAUCUGUCGUUCUUCCUAAGUGAAGGUAUGUCUCAAGUGAUGACUCUACCAGUAGGAGGCUAAAUAGUCAGCUCAAUAUUUUACACCUUUACUAGGACUUUUACCUUUGUCAAGAUGAAAAGAUAAAAAAGUGAAUUCUGUCAUUCAGCUGAGCCUGUAAAACUUUUUAUGUGCACAAAAUACCUCUUCAUGCCCACAGAAAUCUUUUGCCAGUAGGAUAUAAUUUCACAAAAGUCAAAGGGUUUGUGACCCCGUGAGUAGAUGAAGAUAGUUACGUUAAACAUGUUACUAUUGUUUGCUAGUUUGUUCCUGUACCAAACAAUCUGAAGAAGUGAAACCUACAAAAAUAAAAGAACAUGAAUCACAUAAACAAA
Colossoma macropomum (tambaqui) is the source of this 2096-nucleotide messenger RNA. Its product is annotated as E3 ubiquitin-protein ligase TRIM39-like. Bases 105 to 1745 code for a protein of 546 amino acids. Gene Ontology annotation, molecular function: zinc ion binding; protein binding. The record is from RefSeq and is a predicted model, not a curated record. Lineage: Eukaryota; Metazoa; Chordata; Actinopteri; Characiformes; Serrasalmidae. The transcript is spliced from 7 exons.